UAGACAAAAUAGAUAUCUUAAUGAUAUUAAUUUCAUUUAUCCAAAUAAUAAUAUUAGUGAUAUAUUUUACAAUUAUAAAUAAUGAUCUUCUCCUGUACACACUAAGGUCUUUAUUUUCGCUAAUUAAAUAAUAUCAUGUUACAUAAUUUUCUGUUUUUUCGACAGUGACGAAUCAAAAAUAAAUAAAUAUUAUCAGUUUGCGAAAAUUUCAUUUAUUUAUUUACUCGCAUUAUGGCUUUUAUAAUUACUACUCAAAAAUAACGAUAAUGAGAUUUUAUAUUCUUGCCAAAGCAUAGAUUGGAUUUUACUUUCGGGUUCAAGUUGCGUAUAUUCAGGCUUGAUUUCUUAUGUAGGCCUUCAUAUAAUUCAAAUACUUUUAAGUUAUUCUGAUUAAGAAAAAUAAUGGAUUUGAAUAAGGAAACAAAAAAGUAUCUAAGGAUGAAAUUGAAAGUAGAAAAAUUUAAUUGGCUUUAUUAAUUUUAAGUAAUUUGAUUCCUGCUUUUGUACAGUUUUUUUGGGAUUAUUUUGCUUUUAGUAAUGCCAUUAGUGAAUUUGAUUGUUAUUAUUAUUUUUAUUCAAGAGAUUUUUUAACUUUCGUGAUUUUUCUAAUUGGGAAAAUAGUUAUUUUUUUUGUAUAGCCAUGCUUAGUAUAUUAUAUAUUCUUUUGGUAAAAUAAGAAGUAUUUUAAGUCAGUUUAGGAUAAUUUAAUUGAUAAAAAUGAUGCAUUUUUUUAUGAUAGAAGAAGUGAACUUUUGGAAAAUUAAGAUGAUUAUUAUUAUUGAUUUUACUUUUUUGUAAAAU
Ichthyophthirius multifiliis is the source of this 801-nucleotide messenger RNA. RefSeq lists its product as hypothetical. Lineage: Eukaryota; Ciliophora; Oligohymenophorea; Hymenostomatida. The record is from RefSeq and is a predicted model, not a curated record. The transcript has a single exon.